Paraphaeosphaeria sporulosa is the source of this 609-nucleotide messenger RNA. RefSeq lists its product as uncharacterized. The transcript has a single exon. The coding region runs from base 256 to 570 and encodes 104 amino acids. The record is from RefSeq and is a predicted model, not a curated record. NCBI's taxonomy places the organism in Eukaryota, Fungi, Ascomycota, Dothideomycetes, Pleosporales, Didymosphaeriaceae.
GCUUUGAGCACUCUCGCUCCUUCCUGUUCGACCCGCACCGUCCUUCCCAACAUCUCCUCGUACUCCCAUCCGUACUUCAUGCCUUGCCCUCUCGUUACCACAUCCACAUCCCAAUCCUCACCAUCCGCCCAUCAAGCAAAAUUGACAGGACGUGUGGCCUGACGGUAGGGCGCCCUCACUCUGCGACCACCUCCAGAGAGGUUCCCCCCGCAGACGCUCUGCAUUUGCAGACAAGCAUGGACGCGUGCUUGGGUGAUGUGGAAGACCUCGGUCCGAAUCCGAGCAUGUCCAACCUUCUUUUUUCGCGGCGGUGGUGCUUCGGACUGGAUGCGAUGCGGUUCUCUUUGGUCAACCUCCUGCCUGUCUCCUCAACCCCGUUCUAUUCGCGUGCCAUAUUUUCAGCAUGAUCCGCGCGACUUGGUGUUUUUGUCAUCCUGUAGGGAUCGCGUGAUUUGCGUUGCCGUCUCUUCCUCUCCGUUCGCGCUUGCCUUCCUCGACGCAACUCCGCUUCUACCCCUUCAUUUUUCGGCAUACACAGAGAUCCUGGAUGCAUUUGUCGUGAUCGAUUAGUAUAUGUUAUAGCAUUAGGCCUUCGCUUAUCAAACCUAC